Messenger RNA from Fusarium vanettenii 77-13-4, 1659 nucleotides. RefSeq lists its product as uncharacterized. The transcript is spliced from 6 exons. The record is from RefSeq and is a predicted model, not a curated record. Bases 1 to 1659 code for a protein of 552 amino acids. Lineage: Eukaryota; Fungi; Ascomycota; Sordariomycetes; Hypocreales; Nectriaceae.
AUGCCCAAGCAAAAUAUCGGUGGGUGGCGGUCUGGCCUUGCCUUCGCCACUUCAGUGGCAGGCCUGGUUACACUCACCAACCUGGUUUGUCUCCUCGUCGCCCUUCCGAUUGUUGACAUGUCCAGCAACGGCGAGGGCUAUCUUUACACAGGGAACUGCAAAACUGCCAAGCAAUUCAGCAUAUGGAUUCAUCUUGCCAUCAACAUCUUGGCCACCCUGCUGCUCGGCGCUGGAAACUACACUCAACAGGUUUUGACUGGACCUACGAGACCCGAGCUUGACAGAGCUCAUGCCAAACAGACGUGGCUAGACGUCGGUGUUUCCUCAAUCCGGAACCUUGGCAAAAUCUCUUUCAAAAGAGUGGCGGCAUGGACGGUAUUAGCCAUUAGCUCGCUUCCUAUCCACUUGCUCUACAACUCGGUUGUGUAUUUCGAAACCAGCGCCAACAAGUACUGGGUAUACCCUACCACGCACAGAAAUCUCGUCAACUCAAGUUACCCGUAUAGAAACGAAGAAUUUGAUGCCCUCAAGACGUCACUAAACGAGUUUGAAAGGCUCACUAAUAGCGAGUGCAUGGCUGCAUAUGGCCAAAAGCUCGUAUCCGGUCGAUCUGAUGUCAUCCUCAUCCUCGAUCCCUCAACAGUCGACACUAAGUUCAGGUACACGGUACGGUGGUCCGGAGACCCUAACAGACGUGGGUCAGAGCCGUAUGACUGGAUGUGCGGCAGAAAAGCCUGGGCGGAUGAGCAGUGCGAUGUGUCUUCUCUAGACGUAGACAACUGGCCGCUUUAUUCCGACGACAAAUGGGUGAAUAAGACCUCCCCACGGGUGGAAUAUUGCCUCAGCAAACAAACUCCUGAGUACUGCAAACUGGCCCUCAACAUAUACCUUCUUGCUAUUGUUGUGGGAUGCAACGUGGUCAAGCUUAUCGGGCUGGGCUUGACUUGGUUGUGCUUGAAGCAGCAGCCGCUCCUGACUCUUGGAGAUGUCAUGGCCUCGUUUCUCCAAGACCCAGACCCAGGCACUAAAAGCCGCAGCCUCAUGUCAAAGUCUUCUGGUCACCGACUGUACUGGGGGCCCGAGUUACGGGAAUGGCUCCCGGGGAAACACCGUUGGGCUGCAUCCGUCUCAGUCCUUCGAUAUGGGGUAACUGUAGUCCUUUGUGCUGGCGCUCUCUCUUUGACCUCUUACCUCUUAUAUCUGGGGGUUGAGCACGUGUCUGUAUACGAAACGCCCAGUUUGGCCGCCCUGUGGAACCGAGGCUUUGGGCAGGUCAGCGUUGACACUCUCAUCGAUUUUACAGAAAUCAUGACUUUGGAGGGACCUGUGGUGAUGGUGCUCGUUGCCAAUCUUCCGCAGCUGAUUCUUUCCCUGCUUUACACUGCACUGAAUGGAAUGUGGACUGCCAUGCUCGUUGGAGUAGAAUGGAAUACCUAUGGUCAAGAACACAAAGGUCUUCGUACGAGCUCCCCGGCCGGAAAUCAGCGUAGGACUUACUGGCUGUCGCUUCCUUUGAGAUACGGACUGCCUCUUCUUGCCGGGUCUGCAGCAUUGCACUGGCUCAUCUCUCAAUCUAUCUUCUUUGUGAGACUGGUCAUCUACGAGGACGGAACAAAAACGGAUGUCCAGGGGCAAGCACUGCCAUCGUGUUUACGAUAA